This is a messenger RNA of Hansenula ciferrii, 1710 nucleotides long. RefSeq names its product putative transporter. Gene Ontology annotation, molecular function: transmembrane transporter activity. NCBI's taxonomy places the organism in Eukaryota, Fungi, Ascomycota, Saccharomycetes, Phaffomycetales, Wickerhamomycetaceae. Bases 1 to 1710 code for a protein of 569 amino acids. The record is from RefSeq and is a predicted model, not a curated record. Gene Ontology annotation, biological process: transmembrane transport. Gene Ontology annotation, cellular component: membrane. The transcript has a single exon.
AUGGGGGUACUAUCUAAUCUAUUAAACUUGAAUAAGGAUGAAAAACGUCCUUCAUCUUUCAAUGAACAAUCUUCUUAUGAUUCAAAUACUGGACAAAUAAUCAAAGAUUCAUCAAGACAAAAAACUAAUGAACUUAACCAAGAUUAUGAAUCUGAAAUUACAAGUGAAAAACAAUUAGAUCAUAUUUUUAAAGAUCCUGAAAUUGCAAAAUAUUAUAAAGAAAUUUAUGAAAAAACAAAUUAUGAAUGUAAAGAUUGGUUUGAUCCAAAUUAUGAAUGGAAUUUAAAAGAUGAAAAAAAACUUUUAUGGAAAUUAGAUUGGAAAGUUACAUUUUGGGCUUAUUUUAUGCUUACAGCUUUAGAUUUUGAUAGAUAUAAUAUUCAACAAGCACUUUCUGAUAAUAUGUUGGAUGAUUUAGGUUUAAACACUGGUGAUUAUAACAUUGGUAAUACAAUUAAUUUAGUUUGUUUUUUAGCUGCUGAAUUACCAUCUCAAUUAAUCUCCAAGAAAUUAGGUGCUGAUGUUUGGAUUCCAAUGCAAUUAAUUAUUUGGAGUAUGGUUUCAAUUGCUCAAGCUGGUAUCACGAAUAAAGCUGGGUUUUAUGUUACAAGAGCUUUAAUUGGUGCUUUCCAAGGUGGAUUUAUUUGUGAUACAUGUCUUUGGAUGACUUAUUUUUAUACCUCAAAGGAAUUACCAUUUAGAUUAUCAUUAUUUUAUAUUGCAAAUCCAUUAACUUCAGUUUUUUCUUCAUUAUUAGCAUUUGCUCUCUUAAGAAUCAAGACAAGUUUAUUACCUCAUGGAUGGCAAUGGUUAUUUAUAAUUGAAGGUGUUUUCACAUUAUUAGUUGGUAUUAUUUCAUUUUUUAUGAUGCCUCCAUCUGCUGUUCAAACUAAAACUUGGUUUAGACCAAAUGGUUGGUUUACAGAACAUGAAGAAAAAAUUGUUGUUAAUAGAGUUUUGAGAGAUGAUCCAUCAAAAGGUGAUAUGAAUAAUAGACAACCAGUUUCAUUAAAAGAAUUAUUUAAAAGUUUAAUUGAUUAUGAUAUAUUACCAAUUUAUUUAAUUAGAUUUUUGGUUGAUUCAGGUUCUGCACCUGUAAAUAAUUAUAUGACUUUAACUUUAAGAAAAUUAGGGUUUAAUACAUUCAAUACAAAUUUAUUAACAAUUCCUUAUAACGUGUUGGCAAUUAUAACAAUGGUUUUCCUUUCAUGGUUUUCAGAAAUUAUAAAAUCAAGAUCUUUAUUAAUUGCAACAGUUCCAAUUUGGAAUUUAGCCCUUUUAUUCCCAUUAAGAUUUUGGUCAGGUGCUCAAGUUCAAGUUUGGCCAACUUAUAUAAUUUUAACUUUAUUAUUAGGUCAUGCUCAAAUUUGGCCCCUGAGUAUUAGUUGGUGUUCAGCAAAUUCAAAUUCUGUUAGAUUAAGAGCUGUUAGUUCUGCAGUGGUUAAUAUUUUUUCUCAAGCAAGUGGUAUAAUGUGUGCAAAUCUUUAUAGACCUGAUGAUGCACCUUUAUAUAAAAGAGGAAAUACAGAUCUUAUUGGUAUUGGAUUUGCAGGUUUUAUUGUUUGUAUAUUAACAAGAUAUUAUUAUAUUUGGAGAAAUAAAUCAAAAGCUUUAAAAUGGGAUAAAUUAACUGAUGAAGAAAAGGAAAUUUAUAUUAAAGAAACAAAAGAUGAAGGUAAUAAAAGAUUAGAUUUUAGAUUUGUGUAUUAG